Messenger RNA from Rotaria sp. Silwood1, 1512 nucleotides. NCBI's taxonomy places the organism in Eukaryota, Metazoa, Rotifera, Eurotatoria, Philodinida, Philodinidae. The record is from the annotation of a GenBank genome assembly.
AUGAGUUCAACAACUGACGAAAUAUACACAAAAAUUUUUGAACAACUUUUACUUAUUAACAAACAUCAAAUAUAUUCUCUUCAUUUAUGGAUAUUGCAGAACGAACAUUUUUUCUCAUCGUUUCCAAUCGAUUCGUCAUUAGAUCAUCUUGAAUCACUUGCUCUUACUCGCAUUAAACUAACUACACUUAGUUCACUUCUUUCCAAUUUAACUUAUCUACCUCGUUUAUUCUCAUUAACAAUCGAUGCAUGGCGUACGUUAAAAGAUUUAAGUGAUGUCUAUCGAUUGAUUUUUACUUUGCCAAAAUUGAAAUAUAUAAAAUGUAUAGCAGAAGAUUUGAAAAGAUCCAUUUCGUUACCAUUUGCUUUAAAAAAUCAAACGAGUACAAUUGAACAUCUUGUUAUUGAUCAUUCUUGUACUUUCAAGGAACUUUCUACUAUAUUAUCUUAUACACCUCAACUUCGUCAUCUAUAUUUUUCACAUCUGAACGAUAGUUAUCCAAUCAUUCAAAUUACUAUAUUACCAAUGAUAUUAUCAAAUUUAUCGUAUAUUUCUUUCAACGUGUAUUAUAUAAGAUUUGAUGAAUUUAAAAUGUUCAUUACAAAUAUAAACUGUAGAUUGAAAGUAUUAUAUUAUACUACUCGAUCUCAAGAUGUGACUUUUCUUGAAACUAAUCGAUGGGAACAAUUAUUUCAACGAUACUUUCCUCGAUUAGAAAAGUUUCAUUUUCAAUAUUACAGACCGUUGGAUUUUGAAUAUAUAUCCCCAAUAUAUCCUGAAGAUCCUAAUCCAUUCAUUUCGUCAUUUUGGAUUGAACGAAAAUGGAUAUUGGAAGCUGAAAUGCGUUCAUUCGAAGUUGUAUAUUCAAUUCGUCCAUAUAAAAAAAGAUGGUAUGAUGACAAUUCUUCUUCGGAAAUUUUUAAAUCUACUCGAUUUACAGUUACAUGUCUUCCUCGUAAAGAAGAACUAGAAAUAUUAAUGAUGAAUAUUAGCAGCAUUUUAACAUUGACACAAAUUUAUCAUUUAGAAAUUCCUGAAAGACAAAUCUGUUCUAGUUCAUUAAUCAAUAUUAUAAAUGUAUUGUCUAAACUUGAUUCAUUCAAAAUUCAUUCUUUAUCAUUAUCAUCAACAAGAAAUUCAUCUGUCGAAGAAAUAGCUCUUCGUAAUGUAUCAAUUAAAAAUAAAAUAACAAAAGUUUGUCUUGAAAAAAUGAUUGAAAUAGAAGAAAUUUAUUAUCUAAUGAAACUUUGUCCUCGUAUGAAUUAUCUUCAAGUCGAUUAUAUAAAUAAUAUUAAUAUUGAAUUAUUUGUACAAGAUAUUUUACAAAAAGUUCAAAAUGAACACAAUCAAUAUCUUCGUUCAUUAUGUUUUAUGGUUCCAACAAUAGAAAAUGAAAUGGUUAAAAAAUUAGAAGAAAUGAUUCAUUCUCAAAAAUCAUUCCUUCAUUAUAUGAUUAAACGUCAUUAUACGAUUAAUCGUGUAGUAAAUAGUAUCUAUUUGGAAUGGAAAUGA